Messenger RNA from Macrosteles quadrilineatus (aster leafhopper), 1468 nucleotides. Its product is annotated as basic helix-loop-helix ARNT-like protein 1. The record is from RefSeq and is a predicted model, not a curated record. Gene Ontology annotation, biological process: regulation of transcription by RNA polymerase II. Gene Ontology annotation, cellular component: aryl hydrocarbon receptor complex; nucleus; transcription regulator complex. Gene Ontology annotation, molecular function: RNA polymerase II cis-regulatory region sequence-specific DNA binding; DNA-binding transcription factor activity, RNA polymerase II-specific; protein dimerization activity. NCBI's taxonomy places the organism in Eukaryota, Metazoa, Arthropoda, Insecta, Hemiptera, Cicadellidae. Bases 215 to 1468 code for a protein of 417 amino acids. The transcript has 10 exons.
UAGUUAGUGGUGUUCAGUGUUCUCAGGGUUAAUGUUUAUUAAAAUUUCAUUUGUGCGGCAUAAAUCUCGUAAAUGACUAUUGACUGACAUAAAUUAUGAGUUAGCAGUUGUAACAAGUGCAUUUGCACUUUUUGAGGCCUCAUGUGCCAUACGAGAAGACUGCUACACAAGACUGAAGACAUUGUGGAUAGUAAAGACUGAGAUCAGGUACAGGAUGGAGACGGAGGACGCUGGCAGUGGAAAGGAGGACGAGCCCGAGGUGGAGGCUGGUUCAGAGCAGGAGGACGAUGACGGUGCGGGACCCUCAACCUCCGCCGGCUCUUCUUCAAGCAACAACCGCCACCAGCGGAACAUGGCGGAGAAGAUGCGGCGAGACAAGCUCAACUUCUUCAUCAACGAGUUGUCAACUCUGGUGCCCAUCAUCAGCUUCUCGCCAAAGAAACUGGACAAGACCAGUAUCCUGCGCUUGGCCGCCACCUACAUCCGUCUACAUAAUGUGAUCUUCGGCUCGGCUCGGGGAGGCAGAGAACGCCGCACAUCAGCAACCCCCUCGGCUGCCGUCCAGGGUCAGAUGAUGGAGUACUUGCCACAGUACCUGGCCUCCUUCAACUGGUCCGAGAACGUCCUUGAGGAGAUGGACGGCAUGCUCAUGAUUGUCAAUGGAGCCGGUCGAAUCAUCUUCAUAUCCCACACUGUGGAAAAACUGCUUGGUCACACACAGAUUGAGUUAAUGGGCCAGUCGCUGUUCAAUUUGACUUGUCUGGAAGAUUACGACGAGUUGAAACGCAACCUCGCUCCAGACGAAGAUCAAGCCAUCAGUGCUGCUACCAGUGACGCAGGCGCAGACGACAACAGUACUGACUCGGUGUACAACAGUCCGGCUCCAUGCAGUUCAACCUCCAUGCCAGGACAGGAAGACCAGCGACUGCGCCGGAGCUUCUACAUCAGACUGCGCCAGCGAGCGCAGAGCCGCAGUGACCAGCCUCAGUACGAGCUGGUGCAUGUCAUGGGGCACUUGCGCGCGCCUCCACCCACACAGACACGUCGAUCAGACAGUCCGCCAAAUCACAAUGACAUAAUCUUGGUGGCUGUAGUGAAGCCAUUCAGAGAGAAGAGAAUCACGACUCUGUCUCUGAUGGAGGCUUGUAGAGAAGAGUUCAUCACCAGACACACUCUGGACGGCCGCAUCAUCUACACGGAUCACCGGAUAUCUAUAGUGGCAGGUUAUUUGUCUGAAGAAGUAUGUGGAGUGCCAGGUUUUCAAUACAUGCACAAAGAAGACAUGCGAUGGACUAUGGUGGGCCUACGCCAGAUGUUUUUCCGAGGCUCAUCCUAUGGCCAGAGUUGUUAUCGACUUCAGACCAAAAAUGGUAAUUUCAUUUACCUAAAGACUUGUGGAUAUUUGGAACUGUCGGAAAAUAAUGACAGCUUCCAGUCACUUAUCUGUAUCAACUCACUCGUCACGUAA